This is a messenger RNA of Nematocida homosporus, 1374 nucleotides long. RefSeq lists its product as uncharacterized. The coding region runs from base 1 to 1374 and encodes 457 amino acids. The transcript has a single exon. The record is from RefSeq and is a predicted model, not a curated record. NCBI's taxonomy places the organism in Eukaryota, Fungi, Microsporidia.
AUGGCUUCCCAACACCACGCUAAUUCCAAACGUAGAUCGUAUGACGUCAAAUCAACUAAAAAAGCGACUUAUCACUUAGGCGUAAAAAUUCAACCAAAACCAAAACCUAAAUUGAGUCGUAAAGUAGUUAACAAGCAAUUUAAGACCGAUGAGGACUUAACGACUUUCAUUCUACAUGAAGGGACUUUCAAAGACCGGAUUACUGCUAUGGCUUUACUAAGCAUUAGAGAGUGCAGUGAAGAGGCGGCUAGAAUGCUUUUAAGGAUUGCUAGUGAAGAUAAUGGUGGAGAUAAGUCUUAUCUAGCUAUUACUCAUGCCGUUAAGAUAGUAAGUUACUAUCAAGAAUGUUUAGCUGAAACUGAACCAAGUAAAGAGUCAGUUGAGUUUAUUGAGUUUAUUGAUAAGAUUAGGUUUGUUAAAGAGAUAACGAUAGCUCUAAGUAAGCAAAUGAGCUCUUCUUUUUUAAAAAGCAAGAUAGCUACUUUAGCUGCUAGUUUAGUAGAGACUAAUGUCUUAUCUGUGCAGAUAGUUAAUAUUUUAAUGGAUCAUUUAGAUGUAACUCUUGAUCGAGAGAUUGAACGAGUUAUUAAGAUUAUUUGUGAAAAAGAAAGAUUAGAUUUAUUACAAGUUGUUAAAGAUAAGUUGGUUCAAACUAUUGUUUAUCGUCGGAAUAUGAAGAAAGUUAAGUUUGCUAUGACUUUAGUCCUAUCUAUUCAUCGUAAGUACUGGAUGCCCGAUGCAGCAGCUUAUAAGGACUCAGUUGUACCUUUAAUUCGUGGGUAUUCACAAGUCUUAAGUACUAUCUAUGAGGAGAUUGAUAAUCCCAAGACUAAAAACAAGAACGGUCUGUCUGGUUUAGCCUCUUUACUUAGUGGACUACUACGGUUUAUUAAGUGGGAGAAAGCCUUACCACCUACGGCUUUGAAAGAAUCACGAGUAGCUAAGUUCUUUAAGGAGUGUGGUUAUAUGAUUUUUAAGAUAGCUUAUUAUGAUAAUACGAAAUACUCUUUGCCCGCUUUGAAUAUUCUUGAGGUUAUUAAUGAUAUGCAACCGAUUAAUUAUGCUAAGGUUUUGGCCGAUACAAUCAAAAAGUACCUUUACUUAAAUGAGUUCAGUAAGUGUGAGAUUCUUAAUAAGGCUGUUAAUCAAAAAGAACCGGAAGUUCAAGAUAAGGUUAUCAAAAGUGCUUAUAUUACUGAAAUUGGAGGGAAGUAUGCAUUGGGUUGUGCCAUGGUUACUCAGGAGUGUACUGAAACUUUCCAAGCUCGGAUAGGUUUACUUCUCCUGCGUAAGUCUUACAACCCAACUGUAGCUACUGCUGCCAAUGACCUUCUUCAUCUACGACCUAUUCCUAUCUUCAAUCCCUGGCAAUAG